This is a messenger RNA of Chelonoidis abingdonii (Abingdon island giant tortoise), 1878 nucleotides long. RefSeq names its product chromosome 4 C11orf24 homolog (gene C4H11orf24). The record is from RefSeq and is a predicted model, not a curated record. Lineage: Eukaryota; Metazoa; Chordata; Testudines; Testudinidae.
GCAGGCGCCGCGCCUGGUUCUUCAACUCUAGCUCCGCGGCCCCAGGCGGCUGCGCCGGAGUCGGAGCGGGGGCCGGGAGCGCGGCUGUCUCUGGCUGGAUAUGUCGCUUAGGACCUGAAGGUAAUUGGCAAAUGCUUCUCCUGCACAACAGGCUCUAAGGGAAGAAUAGCGUGAUUCCAAGGCCAGCCUUCAAGAUGUGGACUGCUGUUGUAUUUUUCCUGUUGAUUUCCCUGUGCAUAUCUGAAAACAGAAUUUCCACCUUAAAGGAGAGAGGCGCUCGGGUGGUACGAGUAAACCGGCUGAGCAGCGAAAAGCAUUGCAGACGCACUUGUAGAGGCGUAUCACCUUCAGGUAAUCGUUACUGCAACUGGUCAGUGUUCUAUCAGAAUCGCUGUGUCCUUUUACACUGUCGCCAUCUGUAUAUGUGUCAGAAUGCCAGCGCUCAGGACAUUAAAGAUCUACUUGGAGAGCUUGUCCUUAGGAAAAGAGAAGCACAGCUACUUGUCCGAACCAGCAGGCAAGUAGAAUCUAACGCAAGCCAAGAGAGCCAGACAGAGAGUCGAGCAAUGGUACCACCUUCACCAUCAGCUCAAGUAAAGACUGUAAUGACAGAUACCAGAACGACCCCACCAGCAGUAAUUACAACUACUGCCACAACCACCACCACCACUAAAGCCACAACCACCCAAUCCACCAAGGGAACCUCAGGUGAGAUAAGUACAACUACUCCAUCAGCCAAAGGUAAUGAAACUGCAGAGAUGCUUGGGGUUCUGACAGCUAAUCCCACUAUCCCUACCAGCACCACAUCUCCAGCUGCCUCUUCUCUCACUUCAAAUAACGAUACUUCUAGCUCCAUGCCCACAGCCACCUUCGAAAAGACAAGUAAUAAGAUGUUCACUUCAGGAACUACAAAGGCACCAGCACCCUUGUCUCAAACUACUAUUGCUACUCCUGAAUUGAAAGUGAGGACUGCAGUGUCCCAAACAGAGUAUCACAAUGCAACCAUUGCCACACACAGCACUCCCAUCCCUAGCACAGUUAUUACUGUAGGGGUUGGUCCAUUGACAACAAGUUUAUCUAUAGUGGCAACCACCGACAGCCUACAGGACUUGAAAACACAUUCUCCAGAUUCUGCAGUCACCAGUCCAUCUUCAAAGAGUGCCAGUCCCACAGUGCCGACAAUCAAAGCUACUUCAACUCUUGCGCCCCUGACAACUACAGUGGAAAGGCUCCAGAAUAUCACAAGUAAGCCAUCUCCUACUAUCCCAGUCCAAACAAAGACUUCAGCAACUCAGCGGCCAUCAACAAAGGCCACCACUGGGCCGGGGGUGGUGACGACGACGACAACAACAACAUAUAGUACUUUCUUGACUAAGCUUACCACCAUGGUUCCAACAAAUGCAUCCAAAACAACAGCCUUGGGCUUUGGCAGAGAUGAGCAAAACACAGACUAUGACAAUCUGCUGAUUGCCACUGGGCCUCUGACUCAGUACUUGGUGGACACCAGUUCACUCCUGGCAGUACUUCUAUUUGGGAUCAUAUUUUUCAUAACAGUCUUAAUUCUAUUUGCCAUGCAGGCCUAUGAAAGCUACAAGAAAAAGGACUAUACACAAGUGGACUACUUAAUCAAUGGAAUGUAUGCGGACUCAGAAAUGUGACAGGCAGGAGCAGGGUGCCAAGAGAGGCUUAAAUAUGUAUCAAAGAGAUGGAAAGCCUGUGACUUGCUCUUUCCCCUGUUUGCAUAUAAGACAAACUCAAAGUGCUUCCAAAUUACUUCUGGUGCAAUUUAGGAGAAAUGCCAUGUACUAUAUAAAUUUUUAUUUUUAUCAACUGUAACAGGUUGCCAUAAGAGCGGUAAUCAUUUCUAGAACUCUUCCA